Molecule: messenger RNA, 1575 nt
Organism: Caenorhabditis remanei
Lineage: Eukaryota; Metazoa; Nematoda; Chromadorea; Rhabditida; Rhabditidae
Exons: 16
Coding region: 1-1575 (524 amino acids)
Biological process (GO): monosaccharide transmembrane transport
Cellular component (GO): membrane
Molecular function (GO): hexose transmembrane transporter activity
Source: RefSeq, a predicted model, not a curated record
AUGAAGAUACCUGUACCAAAGCGAAUUCUCUACCUGUUAGUAUGUUUAUCUCUAUUUGAUCUAUCUGCUGAAAUCUUGGCACAAACAUUUCCAAUAUUGGCAGAUACGAUUCGAGCUAUGAAUAACCUCACUUUGAUAAAUCACUAUGGGAUAAUUCCAACAGACACAAGCAUAUCUGUUUUAAACUCGUUAAUAACAUCGUCAGAAACAGUUGGAACAUUGCUAUCAUUACUGUUUGUGAUUCCGUUGGCUGAAACAAAAGGAAGAAAAUAUCUUGUCAUUUACAUACGCUCUGCUCUGACAAUGCUUACUGCCGUUUGUCAGAUCUCUUCAGCAUUCUUCCAAGCCACCGAGUUCUAUAUUCUCAGUCAGUUCUUCUACGGACUUCAACAUCCUCUCCGAUCAUUUUUGACAUUUAUGUAUGUAACUGAAUGUGCACCUGACAAAAACAGAGGAUUUGCAUGUACAACACUGCUUAUUUUGAAUGGAAUCGUCAAAAUGAUAAUGCUACCAAUAGCGUCACCUUCAGUCUUUGGUAAAUCUGACACCUGGUUUGUGUUUCCAUUAACUGCUCUGAUAAGCAAUUUAUUAAUCUUAGUGCCAGUAUCCAAACUGCCAGAGUCUCCGAAAUGGUUGGUUUGUCAAAACAGGAUGACAGAAGCAAAAGAGUCUGUAGAAUACUAUCAUGGAAAAGAUUGCUUCUCAAGUGGCGUGCUUAUGUCACUCCUCAAAGAAAAAAACUUGACAGUGGAAUCUCACGUAACUUUGAAUCAAGUUUGGGAAAACGAUACUUUGAGAGAGGGUUUCAAAGUGCUGUUUGCCUUUUUGUUUUUCUUCCUUCUGGAUUCGGCUAAUGUUCAAUCAAUGUACUCUGUCCAGUUACACCAAAGUGUGGGAUUCACUGUUCAAGAGGCUCUCAACAUCAACUUGAUUCUUUCAAUUGUAUUCUUCCCAGCGCAGUUCCUUAGCACAGUUUUGUUAGACUGGAUUGGUAGACGUCCUGUCUUUUUCAUUUCAGCAGUUCUAAUGUACUUCGCAAGUUGGAUUGUUCUGAUCACCCAGUUGAUUGUGUUCUUCGUCGGUCCCAGUUUGCUAACCAAGAUUAUGUAUGUUUCUAUGGAGUGUAUUGGACAGAUAUCUAGUAACACAGGAGUCGCAAUCCUCAGAAUACUCUUCAUUACCGAACUUUUCCCACCUUCUGCACGAACAUCAGUUUCACAGGCAAUGCUAUUUGCAACUUUGGCGAUGAACUCAUCUCUAAUGUCGUCUUUCCCAGUUUUGUUUUCUUUUUUUCCACCGGGAUUUUUCAUGCCAUUUGUGGUCACUCAGCUGAUAUUUGGUGUGUACAUGUACAAACAUAUGCCAGAAACUAAAGGACGUACAGUAUGCGACAUCAUUGAGUCAAUGGAUGAGAAUGUUAUGUCUAGGACCGCUACACUUGUUGAAGAAAAGAUUCCUCUAAUUAAGUCUAGAGCUUGGACAUUGGCGGCAAAACGAAAUAGUAUACUUAAUAUUUCCAGAUCCAGGACAUUGACAUACGAUCAGAAGUACAUUCCCAAAAAUCAAAUAUAUUGA